AUGAAUCGUAACCGGAAGGAGUUCUACAGUGUGGAUGUGGGGGAUUCAACCUUCCGCGUCCUCAAGCGGUACCAGAACCUCAGGCCCAUUGGAUCCGGAGCACAGGGCAUCGUAUGUUCUGCAUAUGACAGUCAGGAUGAGCGGAACGUGGCCAUCAAGAAGCUCAGCAGGCCGUUCCAGAACCAGACGCACGCCAAACGGGCCUACAGGGAACUGGUGCUGAUGAAGUGUGUUAACCACAAGAAUAUCAUCGGGCUUCUGAAUGUUUUCACUCCUCAGAAAUCAUUAGAAGAAUUUGCAGACAUGUACCUGGUGAUGGAGCUGAUGGACGCUAACCUGUGCCAGGUGAUCCAGAUGGAGUUGGAUCACGAGCGGCUCUCCUACCUGCUCUACCAGAUGCUGUGUGGCAUCAAACACCUGCACGCAGCAGGCAUCAUACACAGGGAUCUGAAGCCCAGUAAUAUCGUAGUGAAGUCAGACUGCACUUUGAAGAUCCUGGACUUUGGUUUGGCGCGCACAGCGGCCACCGGGCUGCUGAUGACCCCCUACGUAGUGACGAGAUACUACCGCGCCCCAGAGGUCAUACUGGGCAUGGGAUACCAGGCCAACGUGGAUAUCUGGUCGGUAGGGUGCAUCCUUGCUGAAAUGGUGCGACACAAGAUCCUCUUUCCAGGACGAGACUACAUUGACCAAUGGAAUAAGGUGAUUGAGCAGCUGGGCACGCCCACUCAGGACUUCAUGAAGAAGCUGAACCAAUCAGUGCGCACGUAUGUGGAGAACCGGCCCCGCUACGCCGGUUACAGCUUCGAGAAGCUCUUCCCAGACGCCCUCUUCCCCGCAGACUCAGAGAACAAUAAACUCAAAGCGUGCCAAGCCAGAGAGCUCCUGUCCAAGAUGUUGGUAAUCGACUCCUCCAAGCGCAUAUCAGUAGACGAGGCUCUUCAACACCCCUACGUCAACGUUUGGUACGACCCAGCAGAGGUGGAGGCGCCUCCUCCACAGAUCAUUGACAAGCAGCUUGAUGAGCGAGACCACACAGUAGAUCAGUGGAAAGAGCUGAUCUAUAAGGAGGUAUUGGACUGGGAGGAGCGGAUGAAGAACGGAGUCAUACGUGGACAACCAUCACCACUAGGUGCGGCGGUGAGCAGUUCUCCUCAGCCUUCUUCCUCCUCCUCCGGUACUGACGUUUCCUCCAUGUCCACCAGUGACCCCACGUUGACCUCCGAUGCCACCGUCACCUCGGAUACUGACAGCAGUCUGGAGGCCGCGCUCGGCCCGCUCGGAUGCUGCAGAUGACCACACCCUCCACAUGGCAAGCCCCGCCCACCAGACCCAGGCCGCACCACCCCCCUCCUCAUCAGCCAACCCCAAUGCCCACCCCAGCUCUAAUGGACAGCCCAAGUCCCGCCCAUCUCCUCAUCGUCCAAUCCCAAUGGCCACCCCAGCUCUAACGGACAGCCCAAGUCCCGCCCAUCUUCUCAUCGUCCAAUCCCAAUGCCUACCCCAUCUGUAACGGACAGCCCAAGUCCGGCAACCUCCAGUAGAGCUCAUAACAGCAAAGCAUCGACUAAAUAAUGAGUGGCAGUCAAUGGAGAGAUGAGAGAUGUUUCCAGUGUCAUUUCAACACUUAAAGAGUUGAUUUAACACAUUCUAGAGUGCAUUUGGUAGAGUACUCUCUAAGUGAUGCAUUAACGCUGAUUUUUUUUUACUGUGGACUUCUCUAACCUGCCGACCCUCUUUCUGGAAAGCAUUAGGGCUGUAACGAUACAUUCAACUCGAUUCGCUUCGUAUCACAAUUUUUUACCUUCGGUUCGAUUUCACCACACGAUUUCAGAAAUGUAUCUCAUUUGAAGCUUGGUGGCACCAUCACAUUGUAUCAUAUGGCUGUUUUCUGGACUGAAGGAUAACAAAACUUUAAAAGGGCGUAUCACGAUACUGCCUCCUUACAUCACGGUACAGUAUCGUGACUCUGAGACUCUGAUUUCUCAAUUCGAUCAAUAUAGUUACAGCCCUAGAAAGCAUUGAUGCUAACCAGCCAGCAACUUACUUGGUUGCCCAUGGGAAUUUGGCAUUGUUGCUAAGUAAAUUGCUAACUCAGUUAGCAACGACGUUGUCGAGAAACACACCCCAUGGUUCUCGUCAGAUUAAAUGUGUAACCACAUUCAUUUGGCGAGUGCCAGGCUAGGAUUUCACAUAUGGUGUUUGUGACUAUCCAUAAGAAGAGACUAGUUUUGAAAUGAAAUAGUUGAGUUGUGCAUUUUUGAAAAUACAUCAAUAUUUUAACCACAAACCAGUUUAACCAGUGACCUUUUCUACCCAGAACGGAGCAGGUGCUUGCGUGGCCUACCCACUCUCCAUGUCAUAGAUACAAUUCUGCAUGCAACAACGGUCCGUGUCAGUCAAUUUUUUUUGGACACUGGUUUGCUUUUUUUGUAGAUUGGAAACUGGUUUGCUUUUUUGUACUUGAUGUAGUUCUGUUUUAACUACACAUCAAGUCAUGUAGGUGACAUCGCAUGACAUCGCAUGUCUCCAAGUUCAGCAGGUACCCUGCUAUAGCCAGAAGUUAAGCUAGGGCCCGCCCACUGGCGGCGCCUAUAAAUCCCAUGACACCCACCUCACCUCCUCUUUCGCUGCUGUGAUGAGCACCUCAGCAGAGACACCGCACCGCAUGCUCAACCUAGUAAUAGGUCUGGUCCCUACUCAGGGAACCGGUAUUACAAUAGUAACCCACUUCACAGUCCAUUUCAUAGUCACGACACCUUGCUGUCCAUCGAAAAACAGGGUCGAAAUCAUCAUUUAAGUUGACAAGCAUCAUUGCAAGGUCACAAAGAAGCUUUCACCUCUCCAUUGACAACGCUUCCUUAUUUUUUUCAAUCUAUCCAAUUUGGCUCUACAAGAGGGGCCGGGAUCAUGGCUCUCUGGUGUGGAUUUCUGAAUGAUGUAAUUUAUUAAUUUAAGUUAUUUAUUUGGGUUCAUUCAUUGCUAUGUUCAUAUAUAACAGUUUUUACAGUUAUUUUUUUUUAUUAUGUAAUUUAUUAUUAAUUUAUGUAUUGAGUUCUGUGGGUGGACUCUGUUGCAGAAACCACGCCCCUUAAGGUGGACUGUUCUCUCUCUCUUAAGGUGGACUGUUCUUUCUCAUGGUGGUCUGCCCUCUUAAGGUGGACUGGCAUUUCCCCCUUUUUCAGACCCUAUUAGGCCUGUUGAGGAUGAGACAGGCAUUAAGGUCUAUCUCUGUGUGUAUGUGUGUGUGCGUGUGUCUGAGUAAUACAGUAGUGUAGUGUAUAGAGAGGUAGACCAGAGAGAGAGAGAGUCUGUGUGUGUGUGUGUGUGUGUGUGAGAGAGAGAGGUUGAUAGAAAGAGAGAGAGAGAGAGAGAGAGAGUGUGUGUGAGCUGACCGCAGUGCUAGUGCUGUGGAGCAGAGAUGAAUGUGAGGGAUUUAUUUUUCUACAGCUUUAAUUUCUCACCUUUUAAUGCUGCUUUUUUUCAAUUCACAAUCGACUCUGUGUGUUUUUUAUGUUUAUCUGAAUGUGUGUAUCCGUGUGUGUCUCUUGACAGCCAUAUCCCGCAGUUUCUGCAUUCUGUGUCAGUGUGUGUGUGUGUUUGUGUGUGUGUGUGUGUGUGUGCGUGUGCGUGUGUGUGUAUCCAGUGCCAGUGUCUUCCCAUGUACAGCGUAUGCCUCCCCCUUUCUGAAGAUUUCAGUGCCACCCUGUGAAUGUGUGUGUGUGUGCGUGCGUGCGUGCGUGUGUGUGGUGCAUCUUGUCUCUCCUGUGUAUGCCAAGCCUGUUUAUUUUUUUAUUAUUAUUUGUUUAUUUGGAAUGCUGGUUGAUGCAGUAACCCCUCAGAUUUGACAAGUGAAAAAAAUGGCCCUUAGAGUCAAGAGCGUGUGUGUGUGUGUGUAAGAGAGAGAGAGAGAGAGAGAGAGAGAGAGAGAGAGAGAGAGAGCUCAUCAGAUAUUGUACAAAUGUGUAUAAUUACCAAGGUAGGUGUGUGUGUGCGUGUGUGUGUGUGUGUGUGUAUGUGUGUGUGUGUGUGCGCGCGCGCGAAUCCAAGAUCAGAAACUGUACAGAUGUAUGAUGAAGAGUAUGUCUAUGGUGUGUGUGUGCGUGUGAUAUCAACCGAAACUGUACAGGUGUGUGUGUGUGUGAUUUUUCCCGGUCCCUGCAUACGAUGAUCUUCUGAACCGUCUGAGAAUGUGAGAAUGGCAUAAGAACCUUCAACAGGCCCUUUAGAACCCCAACUCUAGAAGCGGAAUUCAAGAACUGGAACUCUAGACCUGGAGAAUCUGGAACUGGUGAUCUAGAACCGAAGAUCAGGAAGUGGAACCCUAGAACUGGAGGUCUAUGUCUGGAACUCCAGACUGGUGAUCUAGCAGGUGUGAUCUAGAGUGGAACCUUAGCAGUAUUCAU
This is a messenger RNA of Engraulis encrasicolus (European anchovy), 4406 nucleotides long. It is a transcript of the gene mapk8a, whose product is annotated as mitogen-activated protein kinase 8a. Bases 1 to 1296 code for a protein of 431 amino acids. The record is from RefSeq and is a predicted model, not a curated record. Gene Ontology annotation, cellular component: cytoplasm; nucleus. Gene Ontology annotation, molecular function: JUN kinase activity; ATP binding. Lineage: Eukaryota; Metazoa; Chordata; Actinopteri; Clupeiformes; Engraulidae. The transcript has 11 exons. Gene Ontology annotation, biological process: protein phosphorylation; JNK cascade.